Molecule: messenger RNA, 3674 nt
Organism: Liolophura sinensis
Lineage: Eukaryota; Metazoa; Mollusca; Polyplacophora; Chitonida; Chitonidae
Exons: 2
Coding region: 351-3272 (973 amino acids)
Molecular function (GO): 3'-5'-RNA exonuclease activity
Source: RefSeq, a predicted model, not a curated record
CCUAUUUUCAAACCAAUAGCAGGCCUAGUUCCAACCCAAUUAUUAAAAAUUAAUACAUUGUUUUUGGCUUAAUUUGUGUGACAAAUUAUGUUGGGCUUGAAAAAAGUUAUGAAUGGAAUUUUUCAAUGAUUUUUUUUUUUCUUUAAUCUUGGUUUAUUUGCAAAAUUAGAAUUUCAUUUAUAGACAAAAAUAGAUGCAGAUCUGGCUGAGCAGUGUCUAUCUCAAAAUACACUAAAACCAAUAUAAUUGUUGUUCUUUAUAGAAAAUAUCAAUUCAGCAAUAAUUGUUUCCCAGCUUCCCCAGUUAUUUUAAACCUGACCUUAAUAUUUGUUGUCCUUGCAGGCAAAAAGAUGCCACCAAAGAAGAAACGCAGAGGUGGAAACUCAAACUCUAAAUCUGGUGUGGCUAAAUGUUACCUACAAGAAAACUUUGGAUCCUUCCCUACAGCUGCUGAGGAAGUUUUGACUGGUCACAUUCUUUACGUUUAUAUGACAUCUGGGGAGUUCAGCCGAGCAGAAUGCGACAGACAAUUGAGGGCAUUAAUCAUGAAUGAACUUGACAUUACCACAGGAUGUUGUUACAAGGCAAACAUAAAAAAGGUGGUCUUAACCCUAGAAAAGUAUCGAAACUUGGGGAAUCCAGAGCAAUUUAGAAAAUUCAAGCUAGCAUGUGAGGAACCAUUCACAAUCAAAUUGCCUGAAGUGUCACCAGACUCUGUUGAUGAUGAGGUUGGUGAUGACAGCAUUCAACCUGGUCCAAGUAGAGAUAUUUGUCAUACUAGUCCUGAGCUUGGCCCCAUUCAUCUUACCUGGACAUCUACUCCUAUUACCCCAGAUGAGCCCUCAACUAUGCAAUCGACCCCGGACACCACAAGUUCCAUUACAAGAAGUCGAAGCCAGCUUUUUACACCCCGAAAACAGAAAUUUAAGCAACGCCUUGAGUUUUUAUCUGCCUCCUCUUCAAAGCAGAAAGAUAAGUAUAAAGGUGAGAUCAAAGACUUGAAGAAGCAACUGAAGACACCCAAAAGAAUCAUCAACCAAGCUCUUAAAAGGAAGAGCAGCAUCAUUGCAAGGAAGGAUAGCAAAAUACAAAAUCUUCAGAGACAAUUGCGUGGAAACAUACUUGCAAAUCAAUUGGCAAGAAAAAAAGUUGAGCUCACCACAUUACAAAAUGCCCACCGGAAGCUGAAAGUGUACAACUUAAAAAAGGCUAAAUACAGCGCCACUGUACCAAAAGCAAAAUAUCAACAGACUCUUGCUAAACUGAAGGACCUGGACGAGACCGUGAAGAGCUUGCAGCAAGACAAGCUGAUAUUAAAAGAAGUUAUCGAAGAGUCCAAGAAUACUGAAGGCACAAAGUCUAAAAUGGAUGGCAAAACUUACUCCUCCAGUAUGCGAAUGAGGGUAUAUCACUGCAUAACAAACAAAGUACCCACUGCUAAUAUUCCAAUACUUCUCAAGAAACUUGCUGAUCCUACAAAAGACGCCGAAGAAAGUUUCCCACAACGCAGUGCAGUAGAGAUGAUGGCAAGAGAACUUGGCAGCAUUGCAGACUUACAGACCGUGGAAGUGAUUUUACAAAAUAACUGUAUCACUUUGGGAUUUGAUGCCACUACACAGGAGGAAACACACGUUAAUUCUAUCCAUUUUACAACGAAAGAUGAAUGUGUCUGCGCUGCUGUGGAUGAGUUACCUGGUGGGACAGCUGAAGAUUACGCAAAACACAUUUGUGAAACAGUUGACCGUUUGAGUAAUGCAUAUGUUUAUUUCCAUGAAGGUGCAAGUUAUCCAGAAACUAGACAGAAUAUUAUUGACAAUAUCACAAAUACAAUGACUGACAGGUGUGCAAGCAAUCAUGCUGCAAUUAGAAUAGUAAACAGUGAAUGGGGAAAAUCACUGCAUGAAUUAAAUUGUCAUUUGCACCCAUUGGACUCUAUUGCAUCCUCAGUUAGAGCAGCCCUUAAAAAACUCGAGGAGGCUCGAGGAAAGGUUUUUGGUAAAGACUGUCUGGCUGCAAAUCUUGUUUUACAGAUUAACAAGCUUCGUUAUAAGAAUGGAAAAGGGGACCCGCGUGGGUUUGUCGCAUUUCUGGAUGAGAAUAAACUUGGCAGGGGCAUUCUUCCACGAUAUCGUGGGAAUCGCCUUCAUGUUCUUUUUCACAUUGCAGGCAAACUUAUUGAGCACUAUGACAUGUUUUUGCUUUACUUCAGUAGUGGGAGUUCAUGUGGAGGAUUGAGAACUGCAAUUCUACAGGACUUUAACCCUCUAAGGGUUAUGAACGCUACCUCAAAAUCUGAACUCCAUGUGAUAGGAUUGCUAGGAAAGAUGAUGACAGGCCCAUGGAUGAAGAAAUUUUAUACAUCAGCGUCAAAUGAAAUUAAUCAUGUAGAUGGUAUUGAUGUUGUCAGAAAAGUUAUUGAGAGAAUAAAGAAUUCCAUUAAUGAUCCUGAGGCCCUUCUACUUGCAAAAGACGACUUCUUUGGUGACGAGAUGCCUCUGGAUGAUACUUUAACAAAGCUGCGCCAGUUCCCUGUUGAUCCCCAGUUCAAGACCAUGAUGAAGGACUGUCUCCUGGCAGUGACAGCAGUGCUGGAACGACAGUACAGCAAGUACUUUACUAUUCAUAUAACCGAAAAGCUACGCGAAGAGACUGCAUCGGCAAGAUCCCAUAAUAUGGAUGCCGAAGAACUGAUGGGCAUGUUUUCGGCAUCCCAGAAGAAGGCCCCUAAUGCCACGAUGGACUAUCUGUCCUGCAGGAUGCGAGCAAACAAAAACAAGACGAUGUGUUAUUUGGAGAAACUGGAGGAGGAGGACAGAGACACCUUGCUUAAGAAAGGGAUAAAGUUUUCGAGGAGACAAAGGCAAAAGAGGAAGCUGAGCCAAAAGGAAUUACGAGCUGAAGUUAUCAGACAAGAAAAAGCACGAGAGCAUGCGCGUGAUACGAAAGAGAGAAAAAAACUUGAAAAGAUACUUAAAAACUCUGAUUUAGAAAGUGUGCGAAGGGACUAUCCCAACUUAGAUUAUGUAAACUUUGAUAAGGUGCAGGACGUCCUUGAUGGAAAAGCUGUGGGACAGAAGGCUUGCCACAUUUGGUCAGAAGAGGGAAAACUUGUUAUUUAUAAUGCCAAACUAGAGAAACUGAGAAUGGCCAAAAUGGUCUAUAAGGUGGCGUACUGGUCUCAGUCUGAGGAAUAUGAUAAUGCAAUAGACUAUGACAUGUCCGCAUAUUCACUAGCUGUGGAUGUGCUACAUGGUGACCUGAUGUUUUGCUAGUACAUGUAAGUAAAGCCGUCAAAGUUUUAUUUCCAUCAACCUAAUUAAUUAAUUGUCGUGAUUCUCCCGCUCUUACUGUCAUGGGGCCUUGGUGGCUAAGUGAUUGACAACGCUUGUACAUCUGCAAAAACAGCAGUGAUACAUUCGCUGGAAAUCACUUGCCUUUCACCACUGUGAUGUACUCCAGGGUUGCGCCCUGAUGAGCGUGAAGCUGGAUGUAUGACAUAUGUGAAAGACUGGCUAGCACUCGUCAAAGGUCGGUGGUUCUCCCUGGGUACUCCGGCUUCCUCCACCCGUAAGCUGGCAAGCCGGCAUAUAGGUAAAAUACUCUUGAGUACGGCUAUAAACACCAAUCAAACAAACAAACAAACAAACUAAUUAAUUAAUUAAUUAGGCAGAAAU